AUGAGUGUAGGAGCCAACCGAGCUAAAAGCCAGACGGCAAGCGGGACCCUCAGGGCCAACGCAAGGAGCCGGUCUAAGUUACUAACCUCAGAUAGAAAUAGGAACGACCAUCUGAAAACUAUAGACGUAAGAACCCACAAAGAUGAAAAGGGAGGAUUUGUAAAACCAGCAAAUCUAAACGAAUACCUUCAUAUAUUGAGUGAGUCAAAUGCUAAUGAUAUUGACUUGGCUUGGAUUCUCAAGCUAAGACUGAACAAUGCAGCUUUAACAAGUCUGAGGAAUAAGAAAAGGCCUUCUACGACGUUUGCUAACCCUCCGAGUGUAUUCUUUAAGCAGACUAAAGCUAGCAAAGGAAAGAAAGUCACGCUAGAUUCGUUUAAAUACAAUGGAAAUCAUGCUGAUAUAGAGCAUCUGACAAGGCAUAGGCUAGCCCAAGUUGCUAAUCCUAGCCAGCUAACAUUCGAGACCGGACUCAGAAGCUACCAGUCUGAACACAAUCUGAACAAAAGAAGAUCAGCAAGCAGUCAGAAGAGACUGCCCCAGUCAAGAGGAAAUUCAAGAAAAUAGAAAUUUCUCGACUAUUCCUCUUAGGAUCGGUAAGGAGGAUAUUCCUGAGUUCUUGCCUCCCAUGACGACAAGGGGAGUCUAUCAGUUCAACAAGUUUACUAAGACACUUCAUAAUUUUAAGGAUUUGUUCAAAACUCACCAAGGUGAAGAAGCCAAAACUAAAGUCUCUGCUUUUGAGGGGUCUUAUGCCUUCCCAAAGCAUGCCGUUAUGAAGGAGAAGAACAUGGGCAGUAUCCUCCACUUAGUCAGAAAAGGCUCUGGUGGAAGCAAGCAGCUGUCAACAAUCCAGUGGGAAUCAGGCUUAAGAGGAGGUCCUGAUACGAGACUUAACAAAAGACCUAAGAAGAUCAAAGCAAAUUUUCCUAACAGAGCAAAAUUAGCACCAAACAGUACAAGGAAUUAG
This is a messenger RNA of Moneuplotes crassus, 970 nucleotides long. NCBI's taxonomy places the organism in Eukaryota, Ciliophora, Spirotrichea, Euplotida, Euplotidae. The record is from the annotation of a GenBank genome assembly.